CCCUAACAUACAUAUCAAGCGAAUACGAUAAAACUCCACCAGCAGCCAAAACCCGAACCCAAUCGAGCCGGAAACUAACCUUAAGCUACCGGAAACGAUCAAAAUCGGUAAAGUGAUAACCUUCCAAGGUUUAGAGGCGACGUCGUCGGCUUUACACGAAGAUUAUGAUUUCAAGGAUUUAAAAGCCACCGUGAGAUGCGAAGACCCAAACGCGGAUCUCUAUACGUUCGUCGGCACUUUACAUUUGGAAGAACAGAGAUUUCCAUUGUCGAUUCAACAGCUUCUUCUUCGAGAUUCCAAGCUUAGAAACACAGAGUAUGUUUACGGAGCUGUUGUCUUCACUGGACACGACACAAAGGUGAUUCGAAAUUCAACCGAUCAUCCGUCGAAGAGAAGUAGAAUCGAGAGAAAAAUGGACAAAAUCAUCUACAUGACUAUCGAGACAGGAGAGGAUAUAGAGAGAAACAGACGAUGGUACUUAAAACCAGAAGAUGCAGAGAUCUUCUUUGAUCCAGAAAGAGCUCCAAUGGCUGCCAUUUACCAUGUCUUCACAGCGGUCAUGCUCUACAGUUACUUCAUCCCUAUCUUGCUUUACGUCUCUAUCGAAAUCGUGAAAGUUCUUCAGAAUAAACCCGCGCACGCAAGAAUGUCUAAUCUCAACAAAGAGCUCGGGAUGGUCGACACGAUUCUAUCCAAUAAAACCGGAACCUUGACCUGCAACUCCAUGAAGUUUAUUAAGUGUUCUAUCGCGGGGACUGCUUAUGGACGCGGUAUAACCGAAAGC
This is a messenger RNA of Thlaspi arvense, 784 nucleotides long. Lineage: Eukaryota; Viridiplantae; Streptophyta; Magnoliopsida; Brassicales; Brassicaceae. The record is from the annotation of a GenBank genome assembly.